AAAAGCCUCUGCAACGAGGAGUACUGUGUGUAAGUAGUGCUCAUACUCCCUCAAUUUGGACCCCUGCUUCGCGAUCGCUUCAGUUUCCAGAUGUAGAGCCUAUUGAUCGAGGGACUCGAUGCUCAUCUCAGACUAUGCCGUACAGUACAGAUCAAAUUUGAUUACGGUGAAUACCCGCUCUGGCGCAACUGCGAUUCCUUUAGUCCUCCUAAAACCCCUGUUUUCCGCACAAUGUACUACUGGUCACCAAGCGCCUGCCAUAACACAUCUUGAAUUUAUAAAGCAAGCUGUUCGUUGGAGAUUUGUAGCACCAUCAGACCACACUUACACCAACUAUGUCUAUGCUUCGUCUGUGCUUCGCGGUUUCCAUUGGUGUUCUCAAUUGGGUAGUAACCUCGAAUCCAGCGCCAAAGCCAAAGAAGCAUGAGGAGGUGACUUCCAGUAAACAGGAAACGUCUUUCAUCUCGAUUGCUUUGAACUUCUAUGGAGUUCCACUUGGGAUAUUGCUAUUGGCUGCCGUCCUUGAAUCAUGCGUCGUUCUCGCAGUCCAGUACCCAACAGAGCUGUCGCCAGUCGUAACGUCCUUGCUUUUCCCGGAAGGCGGAUUUGACUCAGCAGCACACGUUUCAAUCACACCUUUCGCACUCAUCACGGGGAUUACUGCUGUAUUCGGUUGUCUCCUACGCUAUUUCUCUAUCAAAAGGCUCGGUCAUCUUUUCACCUUCCGUCUCGCCGUUCGAACCGAUCACGCUUUAGUCACCUCAGGCCCGUACGCUUAUGUUCGUCAUCCUGGGUACACGGGUAAUAUAAUCGCCGCAAUAGGAUCGGGAAUGUUUUUCCUCGGCCCGGGAUCCUAUGCAUAUGAGUGUGGGUUGUUGAAGACGAUUCCGGGAGUUAUCUGUACAGUCACAUGGGUAGGAUGGAAAUUAUUCACGACCGUUAAUAUCAUCCGUCGUACGGCCUUCGAGGAUGAAUUUCUCAGGGCGAAGUUUGGUAAACAGUGGGAUGCAUGGGCUCGGAACGUUGGGUACAGGCUUUUGCCAGGUGUCUAUUAGUCUGCUUUUACAGUAAACUGAAACUACCAAAAUGCAAUCCUAUUUCUCCGAAAAAAGCGGGUUAAAGGUAAGAUCACGAUAAUCUGUAAAUACGGACUGCUGCACCCCUCCCUAUAUCCUACUAUUACCAUCGAUCAUGGUACAUGGACAUUAUUCGAAUGUUUUUUUAUAUGGUGCAAGCAGGUGCUUAGCUGCUCGGACACUGAUAGGAAUACAAAUAGCAUUACCACGCCUCCGCAGGGUCACGUAG
Fomitiporia mediterranea MF3/22 is the source of this 1305-nucleotide messenger RNA. RefSeq names its product ICMT-domain-containing protein. The coding region runs from base 336 to 1055 and encodes 239 amino acids. Lineage: Eukaryota; Fungi; Basidiomycota; Agaricomycetes; Hymenochaetales; Hymenochaetaceae. The transcript has 4 exons. Gene Ontology annotation, biological process: C-terminal protein methylation. Gene Ontology annotation, cellular component: membrane. Gene Ontology annotation, molecular function: protein C-terminal S-isoprenylcysteine carboxyl O-methyltransferase activity. The record is from RefSeq and is a predicted model, not a curated record.